This is a messenger RNA of Protopolystoma xenopodis, 780 nucleotides long. Lineage: Eukaryota; Metazoa; Platyhelminthes; Monogenea; Polystomatidea; Polystomatidae. The record is from the annotation of a GenBank genome assembly.
CCCCCAAGGCUGAUCAAACAGGCCCCGGCUCCUGAAGAGCACCGUACAAGAGAGCACGUUCCAAUUACUUUUUAUUGCCUCAUCAAGGAUGCCAACCGGACCAAAGCAGAAGUAGUCUGGAGCAGAGAUGGCGCCCCACUUUUGGUCUCUUCGAGUGGUGAUUACUUCGUGAGCCAGAACCAUGGCCAAAGUCUGACGAUCAUCCGGCCGACUGUGGAAGAGCAGGGCUUGUAUCAGUGCGAGGUGAAGAACAGGGCGGCCCCACCUCGCUUUCCACCAGACUUUGUGAGCUACCGAGAGCGUAUAGCUGUUCAGCUCGGCGAUCCAGUGCACCUGUCCUGUCCGGUGCGUGGUUCUCCUCGACCCAUGGUCACAUGGUUCCACAAAGGCGUUCCUCUCCCAGUAACCGCCCUGGCCGGUGGCCUGGGGCCGUCGGGAGCUAGAAUCUCGGGGCCCGGUUUGCCGAGUGCCUUUCUGCUCGAACCCUUCAACUCUGUCGGCACUGGAGGCCGUGGCGGAGGUGCACUUGUGUCCCUUCGUCACAAUGACAUUGACUUCGGAGUGCCGCUCGGAAUUAGGAGUGAAAGCCAACAGCAACAGCAACAGUUGCAACAACAACAGCAACAGCUACUUUCACUGACGGAACUGCGAUUUCAAGCGCGCAAGGAGGAUGUUGGCGAGUAUCAAUGCUUGGCGAGAAACGAGGCUGGAAACGUCUCUAAAACUUAUGAAUUGGAGAUAAGAAGUGAGUGCUUCAUUGGCUUCCUGUACAUUUUAUGA